AUGUGGCGUCAGCAUUUGGCCAGCGCCCGCCGGCCGUUAUCCUCCUCGACCUCUUUGACGACAUCUCCAUCCCCUCUUCGCCGAUAUGCUUCCAAUAUAGCGAUUUGCAGCCCUCCCCCAUUGUCCCUCCAUAUCCCCGCCAAAACCGCUAGAAAACCCCCCUCCUCAACCCGCCGCAUCAUAAUUCACACCGCCCCCUUCGAGCCCCUCCGUCCUCCUCCUCCCUCAGCCCUCGGUGACCCUCGCCCCGCCCGCAGCUUCCGCCGCACUCGACGCUGGCUACGCCGCCUAAUUAUUGUUUCAUCGCUGCUCGGAACAGGCUACCUCAUCGACCGGUACCUCUACGCCUCGGGCAUCGCGCGCUCCCUGCGCACCUUCGGCACCGGCCUGCUCGUCGCAGCCGACUACAAGCUCAAUUUCCGUCCCGAGCCAUUGCCGCUGAUCGGCGCAAAGGGCGGGAUACCCGAGUUACACCGGCGCUCUGCGGAGAGACUGUUUGUUUUACUCAGACAGAAUGGAGGAUUGUAUCUGAAGAUAGGGCAGGCGAUCGCCAUGCAGAGCGCGGUAUUGCCUCCGGAGUUUCAGAGGAUGUUCGCGAGGAUGUUUGAUGAUGCGCCACAGGAUGAGUGGGAGGCUGUGGAGAGAGUGAUUAUGGAGGAUUUUGGGAAGAGUGUGGAGGAGGUGUUUGGAGUGAGUUUUGCGGGGGCUGAAGGAAAGGGGGUGAUGGAGAGGACGGCUAGGGCGAGUGCCAGUGUUGCGCAAGUGCACUGGGCAAGGUUGCCUGAUGGGAGGGAGGUCGCAGUGAAGAUUCAGAAGCCGGAGAUUAAGAAGCAGAUUUGGUGGGACUUGUGGGCUUUCAAAGUGGUCGCCAAAGUCUACAGCUGGUGGUUCGACCUCCCGUUAUACCAGCUAGUCCCGUUCAUUACAGAGCGGUUGAUGCUAGAAACAGACUUUGAGAACGAAGCUAAGAACUCAGAGAUCAUGCGCGAUCUCAUUAACAAAGAGCCGAGCCUACGCGGGAGGGUCUAUAUUCCACCUGUGUAUCCAGAGCUGAGUUCCAAGCGGGUGCUCACCACCGAAUGGAUCGAGGGAGUUAGGCUAUGGGAUAAGGAGGCUCUGACUAGGCCGUGGUAUGGAGGGUACGGAAACGGCUCUCCAGGUGUUCAUGGCACCUUAUUGCCAGCACCAGAUAUGGAAGCUAUUCGGCGGGAGCUGCGUGAGAACCCACACAGUCAGAAACUGAAGCCCGAGAGGACGGAAUGGAAAGGGCGUCGUGGGAGGGGAGGUUUGGGCGUUUCGACCAAGGACGUCAUGACCACAAUGAUUGACCUCUUUUCUGCCCAGAUAUUCAAAUGGGGUGUUGUUCAUUGCGAUCCGCACCCUGGAAACAUCUUCAUCCGCCGCCUUCCCAACGGCAAGCCCGAGAUCGUCCUCAUCGACCACGGCCUCUACAUCUACAUGAGCGACAAGUUCCGCCACGAGUACAGCCUCUUCUGGAAAGCGCUCAUGACCUUCGACAACCAAAAGAUCGCGGAAAUCACCCGCGAGUGGGGGAUCAAGGCAGCCGACCUAUUCGCCUCAGCCACGCUUAUGCGGCCUUACGAAGGCGGCACGCAGCAGCUGCAGGAGGAGAUUGUCGGCGCGCUCGAUGAUCAAAAGACGGCUAGCCAGCGGCACUACGAGAUGCAACAGCGCAUGAAGCAGGGGAUACGGGAUGUCCUAGCGGACGAGGAUAAGUGGCCGAAGGAGUUGAUCUUUAUUGGAAGGAAUAUGAGGAUCGUGCAGGGGAAUAAUGCGUUUAUGGGAUCACCGGUGAACAGGAUUAAGAUGAUGGGCGAGUGGGCUAGCCGCUCGCUGUAUCAGGAUCCGAAUCUACCUCUGCGGCAGAGGGUUGCGAAUAUUUGGAACCAUCUGGUGUUCAAGAUGGUGUUGAUCAUGUCGGAUGUAGCAUUCUACUUCUUCUGGCUGAAACAGCUACUUGGCCGGGGGAGGGGAAUGGAAGACGAGGUGGAGGAGAGGUUGAAGAGCGUGGCCAGAGAGUUUGGCGUGGAGUUACAGCAUGAUGUCUUUGAGGGAUGA
Molecule: messenger RNA, 2079 nt
Organism: Thermochaetoides thermophila DSM 1495
Lineage: Eukaryota; Fungi; Ascomycota; Sordariomycetes; Sordariales; Chaetomiaceae
Exons: 3
Coding region: 1-2079 (692 amino acids)
Source: RefSeq, a predicted model, not a curated record